Acanthosepion pharaonis is the source of this 759-nucleotide messenger RNA. NCBI's taxonomy places the organism in Eukaryota, Metazoa, Mollusca, Cephalopoda, Sepiida, Sepiidae. The record is from the annotation of a GenBank genome assembly.
AUGACUGUUAAUGCGUCGCCCACCGGGAUUGUUUUUUACUGCAACUUUAUCGAUUUCAUUUUUCACCAUCUAUCUAUCUAUCUAUCUAUCUAUCUAUCUAUCUAUCUAUCUAUCUAUCUAUCUAUAUAUAUAUAUAUAUAUAUAUAUCGAAUUUAUUGCCACCCUUUCUUUCUCUUUCUCUCUAUUUUUCUCGGUGUCUGUCUCUCUAUCUGUCUGUCUGUCUGUCUCUCUCUCUCUCUCUCUCUCUCUCUCUCUCUCUCUCUCUCUACAUAUUCCUCAUUAAUACGGACACAAACCGCACAGCGCGAGGCCACUUUCCCAACUGAGACAGGAAGUCCUAUCUAUCUAGCGUGGGCAUCGCUUGCCACGACGGUAUACUCGAAUACGAGUGGUCAUCUAUCUAUCUAUCUAUCUAUCUAUCUAUCUAUUUUUUCCUUCUCUCUCUCUCUCUCUCUAUUUUCAUUUUCUGUUUGGUACAAUCAAUAUCUCUCUCUCUCUCUCUCUCUCUCUCUCUCUCUCUCUAUCUAUCUAUCUAUCUAUCUAUCUCUCUCUCUCUCAUAUAUAUAUAUCUCUUCUGCCUAUCUGGCCUACAGCUCUUCUGCCUAUCUGGCCUGCAAUUCUUCGGCCUGUCUGGCCUGCAAUUCUGCUCCAACUUCUCUGCGGCUUUCGAGCAAUUUUCUUCUCUUCGACUUGGCUGCAACUUCUCUGCCUGUCCGGGCCAAACGGACCGGCCCUUCUUACCCACAAAGGGGCGAAUGA